Messenger RNA from Emiliania huxleyi CCMP1516, 1197 nucleotides. RefSeq lists its product as hypothetical. Bases 1 to 1197 code for a protein of 398 amino acids. Gene Ontology annotation, molecular function: GTPase activator activity; small GTPase binding. Gene Ontology annotation, cellular component: nucleus; perinuclear region of cytoplasm; cytosol. The transcript has a single exon. The record is from RefSeq and is a predicted model, not a curated record. Lineage: Eukaryota; Haptophyta; Isochrysidales; Noelaerhabdaceae. Gene Ontology annotation, biological process: nucleocytoplasmic transport; activation of GTPase activity.
AUGAGCGGGCGCAAGGCUUUUAUCGAGAUCCUCAAAAAACAUCGAUUGACCAUCGCUGACCUGCGAGCGAUGAACACGUUCCAAUUUAAUGGCGCAAGGUUUUAUGAGCUUUUAAAUCAAGAGUGGUGGGCCCCAGGCCAGGCCUUCGCUUGGUUCUUGAAAACCUACAAGAAUGGGGUUCUGAAAAGACUCGAUUUCAACCACAUCAAGAUUAGCGACGAGGGUGCCAAGGCGCUAGCAUCCGCUCUUAAUGUCAACGAGACGCUCACCGACCUUAAUCUUGACGGCAGCUGGCGACCACACCCAAGCCUUGGCCAUUCCAGGGAUGGGGCCCUCAGCAUUAUGCGUGUCGAGCGGCAUCGCAACAAGCUCACCUCGCUCGGUUUGAUAAACUGCGACAUCGGCCCGUCACGGGCCGAUGCCGCAGAGAUUGCCGACUUCGUGUCGGUCAGCGAGGUGCUGGAAACUCUCUCUCUCACGGACAACUUCAUCGGCAACGAUGGCGCCGUCGCGAUCGCCGAGGCGCUCAAGGUCAAUAGGGUGCUCACCACCCUAAACCUCGAGAACAACGGCAUCUGCAGCGAGGGCGCCGCCGCCCUCGGCAAGGCGCUCGAGGUGAACGGGAAGCUGAAAAGCCUCAGCCUCAGCUUGAACGGCAUCCGCGACGCGGGCGCCGCUGCGAUCGCCGAGGCGCUGCGCUUCAACGGGGUGUUGACCGCCCUCAACAUCAACUGUAACAAGAUCGGCGACAGGGGUGCCAAGGCGCUCGCCUCCGCUCUGCACGUCAACGGGAUGCUGAAAACACUCGACCUCGGCAGCAACAACAUCGGCGGCGAGGGCGCCGUCGCGAUCGCCGAUGCCCUUCAAAACAACGCGGUGCUGACCACUCUUGACUUGUCGGGCGACCCAUACACCAGCGGCAUCGGCCCCGAGGGUGCCAGCGCGAUCGCAGAGGCCCUUAAGGUCAACGGGGUGCUUACCACCCUCAACCUCUCGGAGAACUACAUCAGCACCUCCCUCAACCUCUCGGAGAACUACAUCAGGGACGAGGGUGCACGCGCCGUUGCGCUGCUGGCCUCCGCUCUUCGCGUCAACGAGGGGCUGAAAAUACUCCAUAUCAGAGACUGCGGGUACUCCUUUUGCAAGGCGAUUCGAGCUGCGGUACAAGGGCGGGUAGGGUUCAAGCUUGAGGAAUGA